This is a messenger RNA of Salarias fasciatus (jewelled blenny), 2010 nucleotides long. RefSeq names its product glypican-1-like. Gene Ontology annotation, molecular function: fibroblast growth factor binding. Gene Ontology annotation, cellular component: synapse; plasma membrane; cell surface. Bases 318 to 1973 code for a protein of 551 amino acids. The record is from RefSeq and is a predicted model, not a curated record. Gene Ontology annotation, biological process: negative regulation of fibroblast growth factor receptor signaling pathway; regulation of protein localization to membrane; cell migration. Lineage: Eukaryota; Metazoa; Chordata; Actinopteri; Blenniiformes; Blenniidae. The transcript has 10 exons.
CUUCUUCUUUUUUUUUGUGUUCUUGUUGGGUGUCCCGCAUGAGAAGAUAAUAAUUUGUGAGAGAUAUUAAAGCUCCUUGUCCUGUCUGUCAGGAGAGGGAAGGGACGGGACCUCUGCGCUGCGCUCGCGCUGAAAGGACAGAGGAGAGAGAGAGAGGGAGAGAGAGAGAGAGAGGAAGGGGAGGAGGAGGAGGAUAUUUUACGCACAGCGGCGCAGACUAACCCUGUUUUACAGUAUCUGGGAGUCUCCUGCUAAGUGCGAGACUUGGUCUCCUGCUCGUCUGAUUUGCACUUGCCCCAGCCGGCGGUCGUCCCGGAAUGGAUUCCUUCAUCCUCGUAGCAGCCCUGGCGCUGGGCUCCCUGUGGGCUCCAGCCUCCGCAGACAAAUGGAACAGCAAAGCGCGGAGUUGUUCGGAUAUCAGGCAGUUUUACUUCGGGAAAGGAUUCGCGCUGGAUGGAGUCCCCCAGUCCGAAAUAUCAGGAGAGCACCUGCGCAUCUGUCCUCAGGGCUACACCUGCUGCACCAGCGACAUGGAGGACAACCUGGCCGCGCUGAGCCGCAGGGAGAUGGAGGGGCUGCUCAAAAACGCCGGCCGCUCCCUGCAGACCUCGCUGGCCGGCCAGUACAAGGCCUUCGAUGGUUACUUCCUAGAGUUGCUGAACCGCUCUUCGAUUAGCCUGCAGGAGACUUUCAUUCCAACUUGGGGCUCUCUGUACUCCCAGAAUUCCCAGGUCUUCUCCGACCUGUACACGGAUUUGAGGCACUACUACCGAGGCUCCAACGUCAACCUGGAGGAGGUGCUCAAUGAGUUCUGGGUGCGGCUGCUGGAGAAACUCUUCCACCAGGCAAACAAGCAAUAUUUUAUAGGUGAAGACUACCUGGAGUGUGUGUCUAAGCAGAUAGAAACACUGCGACCUUUCGGAGAAACCCCCCGAACGGUGAAGACCAUGAUCACUCGCACAUUUGUGGCCGCCAGGUCAUUUGUUCAGGGGCUGGUGAUCAGCGGAGAGGUGGUCCGAAAAGUCUCCCAGGUGCCGCUGAGCCAGGAGUGCAUGAAGGCCAUGAUGAGGAUGACCUACUGUCCCCACUGCCGCGGCAUGGCCUCCGCCAGGCCCUGCGCCAACUACUGCAGCAACGUCAUGAAGGGCUGCCUGGCCAACCAGGCGGACCUCAACACCGAGUGGAGGCAUCUGGCAGAGACCAUGAUGCAGGUGGCCGACCGGCUGGACGGAGCCGCGGGCGUCGACAGCGUGAUCCUCGCUCUGCCCUACCGGAUAUCUGAGGCCAUGGCCACCAUGAUGGACAGUAUAGAGAACAUCAACAGCAAGCUGUUCCAGGCGUGUGGAAACCUCCGGGCCGGAGGGACCAGCAGCACGGGGGACGAGGACAGCGUGAAGCGGGGGAAGGUCGCGGCGGAGGACGGGCUGGAGGCCAGCUCCGGCAAGAUGGAGAAGCUGGUGACCGACGUGACCAUGAGGCUGAGGGACAUGCAGCCGUACUGGGUUUCCCUCCCGAGCGUCCUCUGCAGCGACCGAGUGGCCACGGGAACCGGGGCCGAGGACAAGUGCUGGAACGGCAUGAAUCGAGCCAGGUACCUUCCGGAGGUGAUGGGCGACGGCCUCGCCAGUCAGAUCAACAACCCCGAGGUGGAAAUCGACAUCACCAAGCCAGACAUGACAAUACGCCAGCAGAUAAUGCAGCUGAAGAUCAUGACGCACCGCCUGAAGAAUGCGCUCAACGGCCAGGAUGUGGACUUUCAGGACACCAGUGAUGACGUGAGCGGUUCAGGAAGCGGCAUGUGCACCGACGACUCCUGCUCCCGAAGCCCCCGCCUGGUGGCCCCGGCCACCGACCGGCCCGUGCUCUACCCCUACCUCCCCGAAAACAAGGAGGUGAAGGGCUCGGCGGCGCGGCGCCUCCCCUCCGUCGCCUCCUGCCUGCUCCCGCUGCUCCUCCUGCUGCUGCGACUAUAAUCCUGAAGGAGGCGUGGAACCAACCGGGACUGAGUCU